GUAUGGGUAGCGAACUGGGCUGUGGGCUAGUGUGUGGCGGGGGUAGUGUUCUCACACUCAGACACACAAGCAAGCACGCGCGUGCGUUACGUUAGCUACGUUACGUUACCAAGCCCCCACAGUGCUGGAGAAGGUGCCGAUCUGCUCGGUUCUCCCGGCUCUUUUUGCUGUGUGGAUAAAUCACGGGGCUCUGCGCGGAUCUUCGCAGCCAGUGGAGCUUUUGUGAGAGGGGGAUACAGCCUUCAGUAGAGAGAGAGAGAGAGCGGGGGAGCGAGGACACCAGAAGGACGGGCUUCCUCCUGUUUCUGCUGCUGCUGGAGAUAUAACCCAGCGCUACACUGAGCGGAGCGGAUGGCGGGGGGACAUUUCUACACACCCACCCAGCCGAGCAGCCCGGAGAGGAAAGAGGGCUAAUCACAGCCAGCCGAGCUCCUCCAGACACUCCAGCUCCUCCGCCCGAGCUCGCUCUCCGUCUGUUUACACCCUGCUGGAAUUAAAACACUGUGGAGGAAUAUUGUAGCAGGAGCUCUGCUCAGCCUCCUGCGGAUCUCCUCUCGUGACCAUGCCUCCUCGUGUGCCUGCAUGCACUGGAUGCAACUGGGUGGCUGCAUGUGCCAGCAGCAGUCUGCACUGAGCUCCACUGAAUACAGCUGCAGUUGGAUUUCUAAAGAAAGAGGCCACAGCUGAGUGAUAAACAUCACCAUCACCACUACCACCACCAACACCUCCACCUCCAACAUGCAUCUUGGAAUAGAUGAGCCCAGGGAAUGUCAGUACAAUCAGAUCUGCACUCACAACUCCUCGCCCAUGGAGACUCCACACAGCAAGAAGAGGAAAGUCAAGAGAAAGUGGCAGAUUUUCCCUGGCCGGAACAAGUUUUACUGCAAUGGACGGAUCAUGAUGGCCAAGCAGACUGGGGUGUUCUACCUCACCAUUGUGCUGAUUCUGGUCACCAGCGGGCUUUUCUUCGCCUUCGACUGCCCAUUCCUGGCCUCGAAUCUGACUCCUGCCAUCCCAGCCAUCGGCGGAGUGCUGUUCCUGUUUGUCAUUGGAAUGCUCCUCCGGGCCAGUUUCAGCGACCCAGGUGUGCUGCCCAGAGCCACUCCAGAGGAAGCAGCUGAUGUGGAGAGACAAAUAGAUGCUGCUAAUGGAGCAGGUGGUCCAGGCUACCGGCCCCCUCCAAGGACUAGAGAGGUGGUCAUCAACGGUCAGACAGUCAAGCUGAAGUAUUGCUUCACCUGCAAAAUCUUCAGACCGCCCCGGGCAUCACACUGCAGCCUGUGUGACAACUGUGUGGAGCGCUUUGACCACCACUGCCCCUGGGUGGGCAACUGCGUGGGAAAACGAAACUAUCGCUUCUUCUACCUGUUCAUCCUCUCCCUCUCCUUCCUUACCAUCUUCAUCUUCGCUUUUGUCAUCACCCACGUCAUCCUGAGAUCCAACCGGACUGGAUUCCUGAGCGCCCUCAAAGACAGCCCAGCCAGUGUUCUGGAGGUUGUGGUGUGUUUUUUCUCUGUCUGGUCCAUCGUGGGUUUGUCGGGUUUUCACACCUACCUGAUCAGCUCCAACCAGACAACUAAUGAAGACAUCAAAGGGUCGUGGUCAACCAAACGAGGAAAAGACAACUACAACCCCUACAGCUAUGGCAAUAUCCUCACCAACUGCUGCGCUGCCCUGUGUGGACCUCUACCACCCAGUUUGAUUGACAGAAGAGGAUUUGUACAGCCAGACACCCCUCAGCCUGCAGCUCAGUCCAACGGCACCAACACAUGUCCAACAACUCAGCUCCAGAGUCAUAUGUGUCACCAAGAUCAGUGCAUUCAGAGCACCAAAUUCGUUUUGCAGGCUGCUGUUACGACGCCCCUGCUGCAUGCUCAGCCUAUUCUGCUGGGUGGAGGUCCUGUCCUACAGCCCAAGCCGUCGGUAGGGGGUCCCUGUUCUGCCCUGGGUCCCGGGCAGCCCUCUCUGCCCUCCUCCAUCCCAGGCCUGAGCUGCGGAGGAGAGGUUUUGGCUCUACACGACUCGGAAAACCACUGUCACCAUCACCUCCACCACCAGCACUUCAUCAGCCCAGAGGAGACGCCCUGCGCUGCCCAUUUGGGUCACCACAUGCCCCUGUAUGACCCAGCCAGCCAGGACUCGCUCCAUGAGGACUCUGUGCGCGGGCUGGUCAAGCUCAGCUCCGUCUGAGGACUGCUGCUAUUGGUCAGCUCGAAUGGACAGAGGAAGGCCCUAAAAGCCACAAGCAGCCUGGUGGGGUUUGGAAGCCAUACUUACUUUUUGGUGCGUGCGAUACACUGGCCCUUACUAUUCACCCAUCAUUGGCCCAAUACUUGAAUUUCAGCCAUUAAUUAUAGCCAAUAGUUUUAACACCUCAAAAUUUCAGUUUACGACCUUCAAAAUCACUAGUCUGACUAAUCCUUUGAAAAUCUUGUACCAUGGUCUGUACAAAAUAACAUGCCACAUGUCAUAAGACCAGGGACUAGUAUCAUGUCCCAUGACCUUUGCCACGUUCACUGCAGGAUGUGUGUAUGUGUGUGUGGCGCUUCUGAUAAUUACAAAGCACUGCACUAGGGGUGGGCGAUAUGGCUCUAAAAUAAUAUCACGAUAUUUCAGGGUAUUUUUGCGAUAACGAUAUACUUGGCGAUAUAGGAAAACUAAAAUAAUCCAUUCAUUUCAGGAAUAUAAUAUAAUAGUAUAACAGAAUAAUCAUAAUGUGGCAAAAUAAAUAAUAUAGCAUAAAAUAAUAUAAUGCAGCAAAUAAUAUUGCAGAAUAUUUAGUGCAUGCAUAUAAACUGCAAACUAAAACAAUUAUACAAUAAAUAAACCUAAAGCUUGACAGUAAAUAAUUGACUACUUUUAAAACAGAACAGUCCUAUUAUCACAAUGUGGAUUUUUAAUAUCAUGAUAUUUCUGUGUUACGAUAUAUUGUAUACGAUAUAAUAUUGCCUACCCCUACACUGCACUGUCCACUGUGGGUGGUAAUGCCUUCUUUGCUGUAUUCCUGGUACCCAUGGUACACUGUGGAUUCAACAAUGACAUGUAAUUUAUCAUUUAUGUGGAGAUGUCUACAAAUAUUUGGACAGUGACCGUUUUUGUUAUCCCUUAAUUCCAAAUCAAUGGUUUUGAUUUGAUUAAGAAGGCAAAAUGCAGUCAGGUUUAAUUUAAGGGAUUUAACAAAAAGUUGUGUUCAAAGGUAAUUGGACAGACUUUCUCAUAGUUUUAUGCUAUCACUCUGAGUCACUGCUUGUUUGUGGGUCUUUCUGCAUCAGUUUUGAUGCUCAGUUGCGAGGAGGUUUGCUAAAAGAAGCUCUGUAGGUCUAAGAAGCUGCACUAAUAUAGAAGUUAUAAUCUGAAGACGUUUGUACAGGGUGAGUCAAUUAUUGCAGGACACUCCUUUAUUACAGAAUGAAAUAUGUCUGCUUUUUUCCAGACAUAGCCAAAAAGAUAGGCCCCCUCAUCCAUUACUUGCUGGGGUAUUCAGAUACGUAACUUUCCCUUUUAUUUAAUUUCACUUUUGUUUCUGAUAUAAGACAGGUGUCCUGUGACUUUUGACUUACCCAGUAUCACUACAGGUAAUAUAAUAACCUCAAUCACAUUAAAGGUGUUAAUUAUUGGUUGUUCUUAUCGGCCAAGAAAUUCCACACGGACACAUCCCUACUUUAAUCCUCGCAGAUCAAACGGCCACACCCGGUGAGCUUUAUCUCUAAAGCAAGGCCCCAACAGGCCAUACAAACCUGUGAGCCCCAAAAUUAGGACCAAAGGUCUUCCAGCUCGUCUGUUGGUAAACGUCCCCAAGUGUACUCGCACUUAUGCCUCAAA
Molecule: messenger RNA, 3822 nt
Organism: Astyanax mexicanus (Mexican tetra)
Lineage: Eukaryota; Metazoa; Chordata; Actinopteri; Characiformes; Acestrorhamphidae
Gene: zdhhc14
Product: zinc finger DHHC-type palmitoyltransferase 14
Exons: 10
Coding region: 739-2190 (483 amino acids)
Biological process (GO): protein targeting to membrane; peptidyl-L-cysteine S-palmitoylation
Cellular component (GO): endoplasmic reticulum; Golgi apparatus
Molecular function (GO): protein-cysteine S-palmitoyltransferase activity
Source: RefSeq, a predicted model, not a curated record